AUGGCAAAUCAUUUUCGUUCGUUGCACCAUUUUGGAGUUAACAUUUUGUUUUUUCAUUGCUCACUAUGCCCACUAUCACCUCGGCCUUCACUCACACCCUCAACUGCAUCAUCCACAUGUUCCCCCCAUCCCCUCCCCUCACCCCACCCCUCUCCCCACUCAGACUCAGACAGCCUAUCCAGCCCCACCCGCCUCAGCCUUAGCCUGUCAGAUGGCUCAGAGGACCAGCUGGACCGCCUCCAGCAGGUGGAGCUGGCCCGGACAACACCCAUGUCCCAGUGGAGGGCGGGCACUGUGCAGGCCUGGCUGGAGGUUGUCAUGGCGAUGCCGAUGUACAUCCGCACCUGCUCAGAAAAUGUAAAGAGUGGAAAGGUUUUACUUGGGCUAACAGAUGAAGACCUUGAGCUGGGUUUAGGUGUCAGCAACUUAAUGCAUCGCCGGAAACUCCGCCUAGCCAUCGAGGACUACAGAGAUGCUGAGAAUGGUGGAGGGCUGUCCAAGGCCGCAGAUAUGGAUCACCACUGGGUGGCCAAGGCCUGGUUAAGUGACGUGGGCUUGCCUCAGUACUCUCAGGCCUUUCACAACCACUUGGUAGAUGGACGCAUGCUGAACUCCCUGACACGUCGUGACCUUGAACGUCACCUCAGCAUCACCAAGAAGUUCCACCAGGUCAGCUUGCUGCUGGGCAUCGAACUGCUGCACUUACUCAGUUUCGACAAGGAGGCGCUGCAGGCUCGCCGGGUACAGUGUGAGCACCAGAACGUGGAUCCACUGGUAUGGACCUCUCAUCGGGUCAUCAAAUGGAUUAGAGAUAUUGACCUGAAGGAGUUUGCUGAAAAUCUUCUAAAUAGUGGAGUUCACGGUGCUGUCAUGGUGCUUGACCCCACUUUUAACACUGAUGCCAUGGCAACCGCACUGGGGAUCCCGAACAGCAAGCACAUGGUUCGCCGACACCUUGUUGAGGAGAUGACAACCCUUAUUGGCUCGGCCAGGGCAGAUGCCAAGCAGGACUAUGAACAUCUAGGCCUGGGAACACCACCAACACUCCUUCGCCAGAACUCCCUGGGCAGACCGCCCAGCUCUACCAGCCGACACACUGAUGAUGAAGGCUCACUGAGGAGGAGGGUUGUCAAGCCUCCAGCAGGGUUCAGCCCCAAAGCACGCAGUGGGCGGGACCUGAGCUGCCAUAGCAGCUAUGGCUCCCUGCCACGGGAAGUUCGAGACCAGACACCGCCCAGAACGGAGGGAAGCCCGAUCCGUGGUUACACCAGCAUCGAGGUCACCAACGUGUGACGACAGUAGAACUGAUACACACCAGUCAUCAGUUUCAUCACAGCUAAAUCUACAUCAUGGACCUUUGGCUUCCACGUUUAUCUGAACAUGGGAUGGUUAUUAUGAUCAUUAUUAUUAUUAUUAUUUUUGCUAAAGAUGAGCCUUUACAGGACAGAUUGCACUUUUUAAUUGAGACAGGAUUCUUUUUUGCAAGUUUCCUGGUUUAAGAGAAACUUUAUAAGACUCACUGUGGGCAUGUGAUAUUUUGAUGUUUUGAGGGCAGUAACUUCCCUCAGCCAAUGCCAGAAUCCAGAGAUAAAGCAUUCAAGCUAAAUGAUUAUUUUUUUCUAUUUUUCUGAGUGUAAGCGGUUCUCCGUGAACCUGGAUGUGACUCGUUUAUGUUGACUAGUAGCGGUUGACAGACUGUCCGUUUCUCUGAGCGUAGUGAGAUUUAAAGAAUAAAAGUGACUGUUUGUAAAAUACAGGGUACUUCAUGAUAACAUGAAAAAAAGUUUCAUAUCAGUGUAAGUUGUUCUUGUUUCAUUCAGUUCUGCUCUUUGUGAUGCCUUGUCAGUGUAGCUAAAGACAACAGAAGAAAAAAGAUGAACUGAAUUUUCAGUUCUAGAGUUUAUGUUUGAUAGUCAGUUUUCAUCUUGCACAUUUACACAGUUGUGUCUAAACAAAUGUAGCACCCUCUUCCAGUGUUUUAUACUGUGCAGUAAACAUGGAAAAAAAUUUGAACAAUGCCAGCAAAAGAUGACUGCAGAGCUGUAUGUCCACAGAGGCCUGAUAUUUGGGAGAAUGCGUUUAUAUGAAAAUGAAGGAGCUCCUUUUAAUGGAAUAAAGAUGACAUCUCAUAUUUGGUGGUCCUGUUGCACACAUCUUGAGCAGAAAGUUCAAUAAAAAUCCGUUUUCUGAAAGAAUCAGAAUAUUUGUUAUGAACUGAGAUAACUGCAGAGAGAACUGAAUUAGAAUCACGUUAUAUGCACUCCACUUAAACUUUUCACAGUUCUAAAAAGAUAGCUAUUUUUCUCAGGAGUUAAUGGAAUCAGAGCUAAGACAAAUUCAUCAGUUAUUCAGAAAUCAAACACCAAAUGAAAACUAAUGUUGCACUGCCACUGCUUGAUUUUUAUGUGGGCAACUGUUCGCUAAAACGUUAGAACAACUUCAUGUGUGUGGUAGUGAAUGAAAUUUAUGAAUGACAGAUGGAGAAAGAGGAAACCAUAGA
Scatophagus argus is the source of this 2500-nucleotide messenger RNA. RefSeq names its product kazrin-A-like. Gene Ontology annotation, molecular function: protein binding. NCBI's taxonomy places the organism in Eukaryota, Metazoa, Chordata, Actinopteri, Scatophagidae. The record is from RefSeq and is a predicted model, not a curated record. The transcript is spliced from 8 exons. The coding region runs from base 1 to 1293 and encodes 430 amino acids.